Messenger RNA from Nymphaea colorata (pocket water lily), 2822 nucleotides. RefSeq names its product nicotinate phosphoribosyltransferase 2-like. Lineage: Eukaryota; Viridiplantae; Streptophyta; Magnoliopsida; Nymphaeales; Nymphaeaceae. The record is from RefSeq and is a predicted model, not a curated record. Gene Ontology annotation, molecular function: nicotinate phosphoribosyltransferase activity. Gene Ontology annotation, biological process: NAD+ biosynthetic process. Bases 965 to 2638 code for a protein of 557 amino acids. The transcript has 16 exons.
AGUUUAUGGUUUGUGUUGCAAGUGUAGUGCGGUUCUUGGGUGCUUUUCUUUUUCAUGUGUAUUUGUUUUUGACUUGUGAUAAUUUUUUGGGUCUAUGAUCUUGAUUUUCAUGUGUGGAAGGUGAAAAAUGGUGACCAAAGUUGACAGAAAGAUCAGUAACUUCGGUUCCUGGAAAUCGUUUGUUUAUGAAAAGGAUGUUCGCCAUGAUUCUAAAACAGAAUUCUAAUUAUAGAUCUCAUAGAGCAAUUCUUGCUACAUGCUUGCUAAUGAAAGUGAAAUAAGACUGUUAGCCAUUUCCCUACCGCACGUUAAUACACAACAUAUUGAUAUGUAUAUAUAUUGCAGAUAGAAGCAGCUUAUCUGGUUAAAGGUGUAAUCCAUGUCGAAUUGAACUUCCCUUUUUCCCAAGCACUACAUCCAGUGGAAGAGACUGAUUCUUUUUGUAGGCAUCCACUUUGUAGCUUAAAAAGUUAAAAGCAAUGCCCUCUCUUUCCCUGAUGCUAGUUCCCAGAUGGAACUGAAUCGAGCUCUACUUUGUUUUGGUGCUUUUUGUUGAAGUUGUGUUCGCAUGCACUUUUAGAUCCACUGAGAACUGGGUUCAGGGAAUUUGAUGUUUAGGCAUUGGUAUUUGAUCCCAGCUGUUGGAAGAUCUCGGCGAGGAGUUAUGUGAGGUUAAAGACAACCAAAUAAUGCGCCUUUGAAAUAAGAACUCCAGAGGCAUGAAGUCUUGGGUAGGCUUGUACACAUAACCUGGGGUCGGAACGGCUCUAUGAGCGUGCAACUGAAAAUUAUAUGAGAAAGGCAAAAAUUUGUUGUGCUUUUUAGUUUAACUUCUUCCUUAAUAAAUAUUGCGAUUAGAGUAGUACUUUUAUGAGCUUCUGGUUUCCUUGUUUUCAAGGGAUGGAAUGAACGGAGAGUGGAAUCUGGAUUAUAAUAAUGUGAAGGAUUGAGAGUGAGCAGCAACAUGGAUGUUAACAGAGUGACGGCAAAGAGGAUGGAGAAGCUUGAUGGUCCAACCAAUCCGAUAGUUUCCCCACUUCUUACAGAUCUCUACCAAUUUACAAUGGCUUAUGCUUACUGGAAAGCUGGCAAGCAUCUUGAACGGGCUGUGUUCGAUCUAUUCUUUCGGAAGAACCCUUUUGGUGGUGAAUAUACUAUCUUUGCUGGAUUAGAAGAGUGCAUCCGAUUUAUUGCUAAUUUUAGAUUGGAGGAGGAGGAGAUUGCAUUCCUACGGUCUGUCUUGCCUUCCACAUGUGAUGCUGGCUUCUUUGAUUACCUUGAAGGAGUAGACUGCUCAGAUGUGGAAGUGUAUGCAAUUCCUGAGGGCUCUGCUGUUUUCCCAAAAAUACCUUUGUUGAGAGUUGAAGGACCUGUUGCCGUUGUGCAAAUCUUAGAAACACCUUUUCUGAACUUAAUAAACUAUGGAUCACUAGUUGCCACAAAUGCUGCCAGACAUCGCAUGGUUGCUGGAAAAUCAAAAGGUUUGCUUGAAUUUGGACUCCGACGAGCACAGGGGCCUGAUGGUGGAAUAAGUGCAUCAAAAUACUGCUAUAUUGGUGGAUUUGAUGCCACAAGUAAUAUUGCUGCUGGAAAGAAGUUUGGGAUACCACUUCGAGGAACACAUUCCCAUGCAUUUGUUAGUUCAUUUACGAGCCCGGAUGAGAUUAUAGAUAAAGUACUUCCUAGAUGUGACAACCCUGAUUCCUCUGAGGACUUUGUCAGUUUGGUGCAGUCUUGGCUAUGUAAACUGCAGGCAGCUGAUUCAUUACGUGGUACUUUUAGGGAAACCAAUUUGAGUGAGUUAGCAGCUUUUACAUCAUAUGCGCUGGCACUUCCAAGUAGCUUUCUGGCUCUUGUAGACACAUAUGAUGUGGUGAGGAGUGGGGUGCCAAAUUUUUGUGCAGUUGCCUUAGCCCUGAAUGAUUUGGGGUAUAAAGCAAAUGGUAUUAGGUUAGAUUCUGGUGAUCUAGCCUAUCUGUCUAUUCAGGCACGUAAGUUCUUUUGUGCUGUUGAAACGGAGUUUGGAGUCUCCGGUUUUGGGGACAUGAAAAUUACUGCAAGCAAUGACAUCAAUGAAGAAACAUUGGAUGCAUUGAAUAAACAGGCGCAUGAGGUGGAUGCAUUUGGCAUUGGCACGCAUCUUGUCACAUGCUAUGCUCAGCCUGCUCUUGGUUGUGUUUUCAAGUUGGUUGAGAUAAAUAACCAACCCCGUAUCAAACUUUCCGAAGAUAUCUCCAAGGUUUCAAUACCAUGUAAAAAGCAGUGCUAUAGAUUGUAUGGAAGGGAGGGUUAUCCUUUGGUAGACAUUAUGACUGCAGAAAAGGAAGCACCUCCAAAAGUAGGUGAACGUAUUUUGUGCCGUCAUCCAUUCAACGAGUCUAAGAGGGCAUAUGUGGUGCCACAACGAGUUGAGGAACUCCUGAAGUGCUAUUGGCCUGGUAAAUCAGGCAAGCAAAGAGAAGAAUUACCUACACUUUCAGAAAGCCGUAAACGAUGUAUGGAGCAGUUAGAUCAAAUGCGUCCAGAUCAUUUGCGGAGGUUGAACCCCACCCCUUACAAGGUAAGCGUAAGUGCAGAGCUGUAUGACUUCAUUCAUUUCUUGUGGCUUAACGAGGCCCCCGUUGGUGAGCUGCAAUAAGGAUCUAGACAGCAGUGGUAAGGCUUAAUCAAUCAUGAAGAACAGGAUGAGCAGUUCCAUUUAAAAAGACUGAAGAAUUUGUUGCUUGUUUAUCUAUUCGAUUUUGAGACCCAUUGUUCUCUAGCUGUCGAGUUUCCAGCUGAAACUUAACAAUUUAUUCCAAUUCAAGCUUUUAAUAUUUUCA